AAAAAAAAAAACCCAACAUCCUUUGAGUACUAUCUUCUUUUUUCUUGUUUUCUGUGUUUGAUUCAGUGGUUUUUUUAUUUUUUGUUGCUGUCAACACCUGAAUAAGCUCUCACAAGACAAACCAGAUUUUAAAGAAAUGUACCCAAGGGUGAAAGUCAAAGAACAAGACCAAGAUGAUCAACAAGUUAUCAAGGAUUCUGUUUUGUCUUUGAAGGAUGUUCUGUUUCUCUCUAUGCUUGAUUCUUAUUUUCCAGGGAAAAGACAUGAAGAUGAUGUUUCUCCGAUGCCCACAGCAAGAAUUCCAAAGUCUUACCAUGCACCAGAAGUAGAUAAACAUUCAGAUUCUACAUCUGAAGAAGCAGAGCAAAACAAGACGAAAGCUGACGAGGAGGAAACUAGACCGAACAUUAGAGUCAGUUCAACUCCACGUCCUCGGGCUGUCAUAUCGAGUCCUGACAAUGACGCAUUGAUCAGAAAUAAAAACAAGAUCGAAGGGAGACAACGAACGGCGUCGAAGAAUCAUGACACGGUUCAAAACCGACACACGACCCGAACCCAUAUCUUUGGUAAAAGUCCUGUAAGAACAAACAAGUCCAAUGAUGGUGGUGGUGAUGACUGUAAUGUUGAAAUUAAAGGGAAGAAAGGAUCAAGACCACCUGUUUCAAGUCAGAGAAAACACCUUAUAACUCAACGACCAGGUUGGCAAGAUCCAUAGAAAGUUUUAGCUGAAUCCGGGUACUUGGUGUGAGCCUCGGAUAUGGGUAAUAUCCGAUAUGACCAUCUUCGAUUUUUUGUUCUUUUCAAGUUUAUAUAUAUUAUAUAUUUGGAUGAUUUUUGAAGGGUUAUUCCUUAUAUCCAUUUUUCGGAUGUGUCAUUCACAAUGCUUAUAUGCUUGAAAAAAAUGAAGAGUUGAAAUAAUAUUAGCACA
Gossypium raimondii (Peruvian cotton) is the source of this 928-nucleotide messenger RNA. RefSeq lists its product as uncharacterized. The transcript is spliced from 5 exons. The record is from RefSeq and is a predicted model, not a curated record. NCBI's taxonomy places the organism in Eukaryota, Viridiplantae, Streptophyta, Magnoliopsida, Malvales, Malvaceae. Bases 137 to 715 code for a protein of 192 amino acids.